CGCUCGCACCUAGGUCGGACGAUCGAUGUGUCUACCCAUGAGAGUCUCUGGUUAGCUCCCGGCGACAGCAAGUAUAUACCCAUCCGGACCUCGGAACAGGACCUCGAGUCUAUAGAGGUGUGGGUCAGUCGAGGGGACCGCUGGGUGACUCUAGUGGUGUUUAGUGUCAAACGAGUUCCAGUCGCCGUCCGAGUGGUGAAUAUCUCCCGAAAACCAGCCCAGUUCUUAGUCUACGAGAACACCAGGUCUCCUGCGGCGGAGCGCCGCUUGGACGCGGAAACCCGGGAACUCGAGCGGAUCACACCGCCCAUGGUGGACCGCCCGACGUACCCGACACCAACUCGCGUCCUCAGGCGGACUCCGGAGACCCGGGCCGUUGCACCCGGAGUCCCGGAAGCCCAACCAAUCCCGCGGUCUCCGGAGCCAUCGGGGGGCAAGCAGUCAAGGAAGUCGGCUCCGGAUUCCCCGUUCGGAAGCCGCUCCAAGCCCAACGACCUCCCGACUGCACCCGCCCCUGCACCCAGUGCCGACCGCGUCAUGGUCGUCUCAAGUACAGUCCCAGGAUCCGCUGACCCCGGGCCCCAGGUCUCGAGGAGCGAGUCCUCGGACCACGACGCCCAGGUUUCCUCGAGAGUUGAGCCCGCUCCAGCGAUCACGGCCCCUCUGGGACCCGUCCCGGAGUCUCCCAAGUGCGCGCCCAUGGACCCCCAAGUAGCAUUGGCCCGGUCGUUCGUAAUGGUAGCGAUGGCUGGGGAAACUCUCGACGCGGAGCCCGCAGUCUAUUAUCACCAAGGUUCUGAGUUCGUGAUUUUAGACAUGCUCAAGAACCAACUGGCGUAUCUCCCCGACCUCAGCGAUCUCCGGCCUGAGGCCAACAUCGAGGAUGCGAUCGUCGGUGAGCCCGGGGAGUCGGACCCCGACGAGGAGGAGCGGCUCCGGGCCGUCCUCCGGAAGCAUCGUAUGAUUUUUUUGGGAGAAGGGAAUGCACUUCCUCCCCCGCCCGGGGAGUAG
Messenger RNA from Phytophthora megakarya, 1011 nucleotides. The record is from the annotation of a GenBank genome assembly. Lineage: Eukaryota; Oomycota; Peronosporomycetes; Peronosporales; Peronosporaceae.